This is a messenger RNA of Maniola jurtina (meadow brown), 1477 nucleotides long. RefSeq lists its product as uncharacterized. The coding region runs from base 171 to 494 and encodes 107 amino acids. Gene Ontology annotation, cellular component: extracellular region. The transcript has 4 exons. Lineage: Eukaryota; Metazoa; Arthropoda; Insecta; Lepidoptera; Nymphalidae. The record is from RefSeq and is a predicted model, not a curated record. Gene Ontology annotation, molecular function: peptidase inhibitor activity.
GUUAUCGUCUCUCUGUAUGUUUUUUACGCUGUGGUAUAUUAUAUGGGUACCGAAAUUGGGCAAGCACAAUCGUACUAUAGACCUAUCAUUCUAUCAAGCAUAUCAGUAUUGCGACGUCAAUCAUCUAAAGUGCUUGAGUGGCAAGUUCUAAAAAAUUAAUAAAUUUAAAUAUGGGAUCCAUGACGAUAAUGUUGAGCAUAUUCGCUGUUUUCUUCAUCAUCAGCUAUACUGAGGCUGUGGGCAACUGUCCCCUGGCUUCGAAGGUGCACGGGUGUACUCCUAAAUGCCAGCAGACCUUCAACUGCAGUCACGGCAAGCAGUGCUGUCCCAACGCCUGCCACACCAAGUCCUGUGUCGAUGUCGCCGCUUACACCGGCGAGCAUAAGCAUCAGACCGGUGGCGCAGGAGUAUACUGCGCUAACGAAAAGUGCAGUCCAUUCGAGGUGUGCAAGCUCGAUCCCGCCACCGAGAGAUUGGCGUGCACCCGAGCUUAGACAUUAUCUAACUACAAGUCUUAACUACUAUAAUAUAGUACCCGGCAAAUAACUUGGACCUGAAGCAGCGGAGUUGGAGAAAGUUGGCGAAUCCGGGAAGCGAAAGUCGACGUAUCAACUAAUCGCGUGGACUCGCGGCGACUAAUCAACCAAUCGCGUGCGCCCGCCAUUUGCCAGCCAAUCACGUCAAUGCCCAAGUUGUUUGCCGGGCACUAUAUCAGUCCUUAUUUACAGUUCUCGUCACUUAAGUUGAAAAUUGUCUGAGGAGCUGUGCUCGAAAACGCUACGCGAACAAAACGGGGUAAUUGCACGAAAUAAAUUUUUGAGGAGCAAAAAAGUGAAUGAAAGCUGUUAAAACUUUACCGGGAUUGCAUCGUUUUGAUCGAAAAUCACGAACUUAGAACAAUUUCAAGCUGUUUUGCUUGGAUAUGAGUUCAGAUUUGUUCGUAUCCAGUGGGCGAAAACGCCCGGAUUUAACAAAAAAAGAUCAGGAUUGUAAUCACACCGUUUUGUUCGGCAGCUCCUCAAAAAUGAAGUGUAAUUGUAGCACUAUGUUCACCGGCUCCUCAGUUUUUUAUUUAUAAGCGCAUAAUUUUACGUGGCAUAGCCCAGGUCAUCUCGUGCAUCCUGAUCUUAAAACGUAGAUAAUCCAAUACCUACUUUCGUGACGCGCAUUGUAAUUAUCUUUUAUAAUAAGCAAAAGUCAAAAGGCUAUCGUCUAAUAAUAAUUAAGUUGAAUUAAAUGAUUGCGAAAGUAUGUUUAAAAUUAAAUUUUACCGUGUCGUUUCUAGAUAUCUACGAUUUUAAUAUAGUAUUAAAAGAUUAUAAGAUUUUUAUAAUAAUAGUUAAGUAUUAUCUUUAUAUGGGUACAAGGUGUUAAAUUUAACUAUGUAUUUCAUUUAAUUUAAACACAAUUAACUAAUUAUUCAUAUAAACAUGAAUAAACUUUAUCAGUUAAAGAUAAUAAAUAAGUAUCUAUAGCA